Paramacrobiotus metropolitanus is the source of this 1406-nucleotide messenger RNA. Its product is annotated as protein phosphatase 1 regulatory subunit 42-like. The transcript is spliced from 5 exons. Lineage: Eukaryota; Metazoa; Tardigrada; Eutardigrada; Parachela; Macrobiotidae. Bases 156 to 1175 code for a protein of 339 amino acids. The record is from RefSeq and is a predicted model, not a curated record. Gene Ontology annotation, molecular function: protein binding.
UUAUGAUAAUACUGUAAUAAACUACUGUAUCAAUAAUAUUUACACAAUAUAUUUGCUCCUGUCGCUUCGCUCCUUGAAUUCUUGCAGUAGAAACGAAAUGCUUAUUUAGAUAACAUCGAGCAAGGGAACUGAGCGGUUUUUGAAAUAUUGCAGUCAUGGUGGUUCUGAACCGUGUUACUCUGACCUUUGAGAACAAUGUACCCAAACUGCGCGAAAACGCGGUGGAAAAGGAGGAAUCGCUUGCAGCUGUUCCCAGUACCAAAACACAUUUACAUUUGGAAAGUCAAGGAAUCACGGAAAUUGGUGAACUCAGCCCGUAUCCACGCCUGCGCGUGCUUUACCUUUUCGACAACAAGAUCAAGAAGAUUGCAAACCUGGAUUUUUCGCCUAACCUCACCCAUUUGUAUCUGCAGAACAAUCGUAUCUUCACCAUUGAAAAUCUGCACUGCCUACCACAUCUGCAGAAGCUGUUUUUGAGUGGAAAUUACAUUACCGUAGUUGAAGGACUAGAAACCAACAGUCAGCUUAACGAACUACAUGUUGAUCACCAGAAGCUAGCGGAUGGAGAAUCACUUGUUCUGGAUCCACGUAGUGCAUCGAUGCUGCAGAGAUGUCUGCUGACCCUGGACAUUUCUGGCAACAACAUCCGGGAUUUAGGAAAUUUCCAACACUUGCGGAAUCUGACCGGCUUGUUCCUUUCGGAUAACCAGCUGGCAAAUAUCAACUUGUUCCUCACCGUUCUGGAGAAGCUGGCCGACCUUAGAUAUUUGCGUGUAUCUGGAAACCCUCUCUCAAAAACCAUGCGAUACCGAGAAAAGAUCAUCAUGGCUACUUCAUGUCUUGAAAUCCUUGACGGCAAGACAGUUUCGGCCCAAAAUAAGCAGUUUCUAAGUAGUAUGUUACAUUCUCGUCAUCCGUUUCCUCCGUGCGAGGUACCGUCUGGCAUGCGUUCGUCGGACAUGAAUGCCAGAUCAUUUAACGGAAUGGACGGACUGUUGCUACCAAAUGUUGUUAGUGGAACUAAGGUCACCGAUCGAAUAAGGACAGUGGCCGACGGCGAUGGCCCAGUGCGGUGCGCGAUGCCGGCGAGAAGUGCUCCGAAACUGAGAAAGAUCCCCAGCGCAAUGCUGGCGCAGCAAGAACAGAUUCUUCGGAAGCUGCAACUCAGAAUGUAAGCCGAAUGGAUUUCUUAAAACCACCGGCAUUUACAAAAAUUAUUAGUGCGUUUUCGUUAUACUGAAGCUCUUUAAGCAUUGGUACUGAUUAGUGACGUGAGCCGUUUCAGAAUAAAGGAACGACAGAAAAAUUCGUUUCAUUGUUAAUUUGCCUUUACUGGGCGGGUCUGUGACAUACUUGUAUUGUCAUAUUGCCGUUGAAAAUGUACGUGGUUACUUGAUAUUUUCGUU